This is a messenger RNA of Neocloeon triangulifer, 2049 nucleotides long. RefSeq lists its product as uncharacterized. The transcript has 6 exons. Gene Ontology annotation, cellular component: alpha DNA polymerase:primase complex. Gene Ontology annotation, biological process: DNA replication, synthesis of primer. NCBI's taxonomy places the organism in Eukaryota, Metazoa, Arthropoda, Insecta, Ephemeroptera, Baetidae. The record is from RefSeq and is a predicted model, not a curated record. The coding region runs from base 140 to 1459 and encodes 439 amino acids.
CAAGAAAAAAAAGAGGUGGCAGGAGAGGUGCCGAUUAUUUAUCGUAGAAAAUCUAAUUCAGUGCCCUUUCAAGUGACGAUAGCAAAAUGAACUUACAUUAAAGAUUAUCCUUUAAAUCUCUUUGGAUUUUUCGACGAAAAUGACUUUCUACUGGAAGCCCCCAAGAGGGUGCAUGGAGCUGGACGAGAUCAUCGAAUGUGUCCAUCAACGAAUGCACCUUAUUUCUGCUGUGAUAGAUGACCGCCCUUUGCAAAAUAUUAACUUAUCUUAUUUUGUAGAAGGUACGGCUGUUGACAGAGCUUCCCAUUUUUUGUUAAGACUAGUCACUUCAGCAUCGCCUGUACUAAAAAAUUUCAUUGUAAAAGGGGAGACUGAACUGUGCAGAAAGAGACUAAGCUUUUUCAAUUCCAAACAAUUGAUUGAACUGAUAGCCGUAAGCAUACGGCACAUAGACGAAAUUUUGGACUGCAGAUUGAAUAUAAAAGAGGUCGAUAGAAGUUUCCUUCGUUGCUCGAGAAGCAUUUUUGCCAAAUUGCUGAAGAAACGACAAGUAAUAGAGCACAUUUUUUCUUCAAAUCAUCCUGAAUUUUGCUCUAAAUUCCACACUAUAGUUCCUUUUAAGUACUGUCUUCCCCUCGUAGCGUCGAGGGAGGUUGAACUGAAGAAUGGCUACGCUUGGGUGUACUGCAGUAGCUGGACCAAGUUGAUAACAUCAAUAUUUCAACUGCAUUUACUUUACGGUUACGAAGACCUGCUGCAGUCGGGUAUCAAACUGGAUAUGCAGGACUCUCGCAUACACCACUUGUCAAACAUAAUUGAAUCAAAAUACAUGGAAAGACCCAUUUCCUCCAUCGUAUCGAGCAGCCAGGAAAUCGGUGACUUCUUGACCUGUGAUAAUAUAGAGGAGCGUUCACAGUUCUUCCCUCCCUGUGCCCGUAAUCUUAUAGACACACUCAAAAUCCACCACCGCUUAGGACACCACGCCAGAGUCCAACUAACUCUGUUUUUGAAGGAGGCCGGAAUGCCUGUGAAGGACGCCAUAGCAUUUUGGCGCAGGCAUUACAGCAUGCCUGCCACUUGCUGUGGUUCCAACUGCACUCACUCGUGGCAAAAGGACGAACGCAGGUAUGUCUACAGCAUUAGGCAUUUGUACGGUCUCGAGGGAUCCAGGACCAACUAUUCCGCACCAAUGUGCUCAACUUUGCAGGAAAAUAUUCUUGCGCCUGGAGUGUCUGGUGGUUGCCCUUUUUCCAGGAUGACUGAAGGAGAGCUUGAAAAAUUGCUUGAUAAGUACUUAUUGAAGAGUGAAUCAAAGAGGUUCAUUUUUGCAGAAAGUAGAAGACCCUCUAAAUCUUGCGAUGCAUUGUUGAAAUCUUUGAUUGAUAGCAAAGAAACUGUUGUGACGAGGAAACCCUCUCAAUUUUAUUUAAGAUGUAAGAAUUGGGAAGAUGUGUUUUAAUAUUUAGUUACAAAAAUAUUUAUAUGCUCACCCAUUUUGGACUUGGCCUCUCUUGAGGAAACCGCGUUUUAUUGUUAUGAUGGUUAUUAAAAGAAUCUUUUGAGAUUUUAUAAUAUAAAUAUUAUUAUAUUUUGUUAAUAACUAUUUAUUUUAAGUUGAUAAGAAAAUUGAGAAGCAUAUAUAGACAUGAAAAGAAAUAAUCAAAACCUGUGAAACAGUUCUGUAAGUUACCGCUGAAAGGUUAGUACUGUAAAUUUUAUUGAUUGUACAAAUUGGUACUUGACUUUUGAGUUAUGCAACCUGUUAAACACGCCUGCCAAAAAAUUGCCUAACUACAAUUCUUGCAGGCGCUCAUAUCUCUGGGAUGAGUUAGCAAUAAAUUGGUGGUUGUUUUUCAAGACGCUUCUUUUGGGUUGUCUUUUUUUUAAACAAAUAAUGAACGAAACAAACUUUGUUUUAUUUUAUCUUUAUUAUGCAUAUUAAUCAUCAGUCUUUGCUAGGUAUGGGUAUUAUAUCAUUUUUACAUAAGUUGUUUUUAUUCCAUAAUCUGCGAUUUAUCCAAGUUAAUGCUGUUUGAUGCGGAGAAGUAA